Molecule: messenger RNA, 1892 nt
Organism: Scophthalmus maximus (turbot)
Lineage: Eukaryota; Metazoa; Chordata; Actinopteri; Pleuronectiformes; Scophthalmidae
Gene: tpte
Product: transmembrane phosphatase with tensin homology
Exons: 19
Coding region: 284-1819 (511 amino acids)
Biological process (GO): protein dephosphorylation; transmembrane transport; monoatomic ion transport
Cellular component (GO): cytosol; membrane
Molecular function (GO): monoatomic ion channel activity; protein tyrosine phosphatase activity; phosphatidylinositol-3,4,5-trisphosphate 3-phosphatase activity
Source: RefSeq, a predicted model, not a curated record
ACCGGUUGACCUCUGAACCGUCUUCCUCUGUCCUCGGCACAAGUCACAAGACGAAGUGUCGUAUAAGCGCACGGCGGACGAGCUGCAGCUCCGUUCAGGACUCAUUCGGUGUCGUCGGAUGAAACAAACACAAAGAACCAGACAAGCAGAGCAGACGAGCGAGGGAAGGGGACUGGUCCAGAUGAGCUGGGCAGCGGAGGCCUUGUGUCGCUAAAGCUCGCUCUGUUUUUCCUUGAGAGAGACGACACGAUCAGAGCAAAGCGAGGAGGGAGACGCACACAUCAUGUCCUCGGUCCAUUUCAGUCCAGGGUCAGAUUCAGGUGUAAAUGGAAACGUCGCAAAGAUGGAGGAUGCUAAAGUGGAGAUUGACGACGGAAAGGACGAAAGCGUGCUGCCAGACACGAUGUACCACAAUAUCCGCAAGAAGAUUGCACCUUUUGUUAUGUCCUUUGGAUUUCGUAUAUUCGGAGUGAUCCUGAUCUUCGUGGACAUCGUGCUGGUGAUUGUGGACCUUUCCCUGCCUUCCAAGAGCAGAGAGGUCGGCGAUGCCUUGGAGGCCGUGUCCCUCACCAUCUCCUUCUUCUUCCUCGCGGACGUCCUCCUGCGGGUCUAUGUGGAAGGGUUCAAAGUUUACUUCAGCUCCAAGCUGAGCAUCGUGGACGCCUGCGUUGUGGUGGUCACCCUGGUGGUCACCAUGAUCUACACCUUCACUGACCUGUCAGGGGCCAGUCUCAUCCCCAGGGUGGUGACGUUUCUCCGUUUCCUGAGAAUAAUAAUCCUGGUGAGGGUUUUCAGACUGGCAGCUCAGAGGAAAGAGCUGGAGAAGGUCACCAGGAGGAUGGUUUCUGAGAACAAGCGACGCUAUCAGAAGGACGGAUUUGACCUUGACCUCACCUACGUCACAGACCGCGUCAUCGCCAUGUCUUUCCCCUCCUCUGGGAAGCAGUCCUUCUACAGGAAUCCAAUUGGGGAGGUGGCCCGGUUCCUGGACGCUAAACACGACGGCCACUAUAAAGUUUACAACCUGUGCAGUGAGAAAGGCUACGACCCGCAGUUCUUCCACUACAGAGUUGAGCGGGUGUUCAUCGACGACCACAACGUCCCCUCCCUGGAGGACAUGCUGAAGUACACAUCGAGCGUGAGGGAGUGGAUGUCUGCUCAUCCCAAAAACAUCAUCGCGAUACACUGUAAAGGAGGGAAAGGACGCACAGGUACUCUGGUGUGCACCUGGCUUAUCGACAGUGACCAGUUUGAGAGUGCACAAGACAGUCUGGAGUAUUUUGGUGAGAGGAGGACGGACAAGAGUCGGAGCUCCAAGUUCCAGGGAGUCGAGACGCCGUCUCAGAGCCGGUACGUGGGCUACUACGAGAUCAUGAAAACGAGGUUCAACAGACAGCUGCCUCCAUCUAAACUCCUCGGGAUCAAAAGCAUCCGCAUCCACUCCAUAGCAGGUGUGGGUAAAGGCGAUGGCAGCGAUCUCAGGGUGAAGAUAAUUGUGAAGAAAGAGCUGGUGUUUCAAUGCAUCUGCGCCAAACAGGAGAACUGCACAGUAUUUCCCGACAUGGGCAGUAACGCAGCAGUCAUCAGUCUACAGAAUGGGCCUACGGUCGAAGGGGAUGUGAAGGUCAUGUUUGAAUCAAGUGCUGGUCUUCCAAAAGGAUACGAAGACGUCCCGUUCUACUUCUGGUUCAAUACCUCCUUCAUAGAGGACAACAAGCUGUUCCUGCCCAGGGAGGAGCUGGACAACCCACACAAACCCAAGACAUGGGACUUGUACAAGGAGGACUUUGGUGUCACCAUGUUCUUCACCGAAUCCUAAUGAAAUAAAUAUGGAUGGUGGAAACAAACUGGCAGAUCAAACACUAAAAUAAAAACUGAAAUUUGAAAAAAAA